This is a messenger RNA of Spea bombifrons (plains spadefoot toad), 2137 nucleotides long. RefSeq names its product myosin regulatory light chain interacting protein (gene MYLIP). Gene Ontology annotation, molecular function: ubiquitin-protein transferase activity. The record is from RefSeq and is a predicted model, not a curated record. Gene Ontology annotation, biological process: ubiquitin-dependent protein catabolic process. Lineage: Eukaryota; Metazoa; Chordata; Amphibia; Anura; Pelobatidae. The transcript is spliced from 7 exons. Gene Ontology annotation, cellular component: cytoskeleton. Bases 174 to 1511 code for a protein of 445 amino acids.
CUGAGGUUGUAGCUGCCGGCAGGCGCCUUCCGCCAUCCCAGUGUCUAUCCGCUACAUGCACAGCUUAAUACGGGCUGCCAGCCGCGCAGACAGGGUUCUCCUGGGUCAGAGGAGCGGCGCUGUACGCUCCAGCCUGAAGCGAACGGUCAAGGGGGACAGUGCCCGCUGCUGCCAUGCUGUGCUAUGUGACGAGGCCGGAUGCAGUGGUCAUGGAGGUAGAGGUGGAUGCCAAAGCAAACGGGGAGGACUGUCUGCACCAGGUGUGUAAGAAACUGGGGAUUAUAGAAGUGGAUUACUUUGGACUCCAGUUUAUUGGCAACAAGGGAGAGAAUUUAUGGCUCAAUCUCCGAAAUCGAAUUUCACAACAAAUGGAUGGUCUGGCCCCAUAUCGGAUGAAGCUACGGGUUAAGUUUUUUGUGGAACCUCACCUUAUCUUACAGGAGCAGACCAGACGCAUGUUUUACUUGCAUAUAAAGGAGGAUCUCCUGGCCGGCCAUCUGCAGUGUUCCCCAGAGCAGGCAGUGGCACUAAGUGCUGUGCUGGCCCAACUGGAAUGUGGUGAUUAUAAUCCGAACACUGCCAGUUACAGAUACCAGGAUAUUUGCUCAAAAGAACUUGGACCAGCUACAUUGGAAAGUAUUAUUGAAAAGCAUAAAAGUUUGGAAGGACUUAGUCAAGCUUCGGGGGAGUAUCAGGUUCUACAGAUUGUGUCCACCCAGGAAAACUACGGAGUAGAGUGGCAUUCUGUGCGUGAUGCUGAGGGACAGAAGCUUGCAAUUGGUAUAGGACCGGAAGGAGUUUCCAUCUGUAAAGAGGAUUACACUCCUAUUAAUAGGAUUACUUAUCCUAUUAUUCAGAUGGCUACUCAAUCGGGAAAGAAUGUGUACCUGACAAUCACCAAGGAUUCUGGAAAUAGCUUAGUCCUACUGUUUAAAGUCGUCAGCACCAGAGCAGCCAGCGGGCUUUACAGAGCCAUUACAGAAACCCAUGCAUUUUAUAGGUGUGACACGGUUACCAGCGCGGUAAUGAUGCAGUACAGCAGAGACCUGAAAGGCCAUUUGGCGUCCCUUUUCCUAAAUGAUAAUAUUGAUGUUGGUAAAAAAUACGUGUUUGACAUCAAAAGGACAUCGAAGGAAGCUUACGACCAUGCGAGGAGGGCCCUGUACAAUGCUGGCAUUGUGGAUCUGGCCCCAAGAACUGACCAUAGUGAGCCAAGCUCCCCUCUCAAGGCCUCAGAAAGUACUAUGAACUGCAGCAGCUGCGAGAGUCUCAGCUGUCAGCAAACGAAGGCUCUGCAGGAGAAGCUACGGAAGCUGAAGGAGGCCAUGCUGUGCGUGGUGUGCUGUGAAGAGGAAAUCAAUUCUGCCUUCUGCCCGUGCGGACACAUGGUGUGCUGUAAAAGUUGUGCCUCCAAGCUACAGAUAUGUCCAGUAUGCAGAGCAUCAGUGGAGCAUGUACAGCAUGUGUACCUUCCAACACACAGAAGUCUGCUGAACCUAACCGUAAUUUAAGAAGAUCACAGAAGAUUAACAUAUUUGGCAACAAAACAAAGAAAACUGAAACUUCUUGUUUUGGUACAUUUACACAGACCACAUUGGAAGUAGCCAGAUUGUGUAUUCUUGAAACAUUUUUCAUCAUCAACCAGACGGGCUGAAAAUGAGGGGAGUUUUAGCAGAUCAGCCACAGUCAGGCCAUACCUUGCCUACAUCACAAAGUGCUAAAACCAUAGACUUUGCUACAACUAAAGAUUUCAGUGUCUGGAGAAGUGCAGAACAUCUGACACGAUGGAACUUAAUGUGUGACUUUUCUUUUAUGUCUUCUUGUUAAGAAUGUUUCGUUAAACAUACACAGGCAUUUUUAUUCAUUUGCACUGUCAGUUAGGCCUGUUCAUAACUUUGGAAUGUAAAUCUGUUCCGUAUGUGUAUUAUAGAUAAUUAACUGGUUACUGCCUUUCCUAGGUCUGGCCAGAAAAUGAGCCAAAAAUAAGCCAAAACUUUUUUUCAGACUUAUGUUGAAAGAUUAAGUCGCCUUGUAAACUAAGAUGCCCACGCUCCUUGGGGUCUAUUGGGCUGUUGCUAUUUUUGUUUUAGGAUCAAAUAUUCUUUUAGGUUGGCUAGAUAAAAUAUUUUAUCAUUUU